CUCCUCCUCCAGCUCCAUGUGAUCAAGUGAACCAGUCAGCUGACUGGCUGCUCGGACACUGACGCUGUGUGAGUCACUCCGCUUCCCCGAACAGAGCGACCCCAGGACCGCCCUAGAGCACGGUUCCUCUCCCUGGAUAACGGUUACGGGUUCCAAGACCAACACCUGGUUAACACCGCAAUCCGCAGACUAAACGAGCCGUUUCGCCGGGACUAGAUCAGCCGUCUGACUAUUCUCCUCUCUCUCCUCCGUCGGCCCUGGCCGGUUGGUUGCCAUGGUUCCCAGAGGAGGGGGCUCUCCCUCGGACCCGGCCCUGGGGGGGGGGGCUCCGGCGGGGGUCCCCGGUGUGGGGCUGAGGCUGGGGGCUCUGGGCGUGCUGCUCCUCUCCAGCCUGCUCUUCGGGUUCCUGCCCUUCUGUGUGGUGCGACGGGCGGGGGGGCUGGGCCUGCACCCAGAGAGGCAGCGCCGCUGGCUGGGUCUGCUGAGCUGCUUCGCCUGCGGGGUGUUCCUGGCCACCUGCCUGCUGGACCUGCUCCCCGACUACCUGGAGGGCAUGACCCAGGCCUGCAACACCGCAGGGCUCAAGUCCAAGUUCCCCCUGCCAGAGUUCAUCAUGGCCAUGGGCUUCUUCCUGGUGCUGGUCCUUGAGCAGAUCGUCCUCGCCUUCAAAAACCCGGGACCCGCCCCCGCCUCCGAGGACCGCCGCUCCCUAUUGGUCGACGCCAACAUCAAAUCGCGUGCGUCGAUGGAUCGCAGCCACUCCCACUGCCACCAGGGGGAGGAGGGGGAGGGGGGCGGCCACCUCCAGGUGGACGUCACCUCGCGCUCGGCGCUCAGGGCCUUCAUCCUGGUGUUCUCGCUGUCGCUGCACUCGGUGUUCGAGGGGCUGGCGGUGGGCCUGCUGGGCGACGGCGCCCGGGUGGCGGAGGUCUGCGCGGCGCUGCUCCUCCACAAGAGCGUCGUCUCCUUCAGCCUGUCCCUGACGCUGGUGCAGGCGCGGCUGCGGCGGCCCGUGGUGGCCGGCGGCGCGCUGCUCUUCGCCGCCACGUCCCCGCUGGGCGUCGGGCUGGGGCUGCUGCUGACGGAGGCGCGGGCCUCGCCGCAGCACCUGGUGGCCCGCUCCACCCUGGAGGGCGUGGCCGCCGGCACCUUCCUCUACAUCACCUUCCUGGAGAUCCUGCCCCACGAGCUGAGCUCCGGCCGCGACCGGCUGGCCAGGGUGGGCGCGCUGCUGCUGGGCUUCUCCGCGGUGACCGGCGCCCUCUUCAUCCAGCUGUAGCCGCGGUCGGACCGCCGAGAGAGGGACAGGAAGGACGAGACGUGCGUUUCCUGUUGGGACGGUUGCAGGCGACGGCAUGCAUAUACGCCGUGGUGCUAGACCGAAUGUUGUCGCUCGCUGCCGAGCCUGAUUCAUGGUUUUAUCAUUUGUUUUGUAAUAAGUUGGAAAAUUCGUGGCAAAAGAAAUGACCACAACACUAGAGAAUUCUGAUGAAAUCAGAAAGAUCACUUCUGCAUUCCAGUGAAAAUAAUCUGGACUACAUUUUAAUAUAUAUAUGAAUAUGUAAAUCAGUUACAAUAAGAUCAUUCCCAGUAGAUCUUGAACUCUUCUAUCACGAUACUGAUAUCACUUACGUUUCCUGUCAGGUGACAGUCGACACUUUCGAUAGUUAUUUCCUUGAUGCGUUGCCUUCAACAAAAUGGGGUCUCCUCAUCCGGACCUUAAUGACGACGUUACUAAACAUCUCAAACGCAGUGCCAGACAAGUCCUCACUGUUUCACAAUUUCCUCUCCGAGUCGAAAGCGGGUGUGGACCAAACUGUGGGUUCUGUGGUCUCAGCAUACAACGAAAAAAGAAAACACAUUCUAACAGCAACUCGACUUGUCUGUCUUGUGGUACGAUAAAGAUUCUGAAUAUGCCCUUCUCCUCUUGCGUUUGAGGAGAAGCUUUCACUGAGAGCAUCCAGAAGGCCACUGCUGCUGAGCCACACAAUCACUGGGCUGUUUGAGAAACACCCUGCAAGUUACUGGCCUUCACUUGGUGAUGACAUUUGUCCAACACUUGUCAAAUAUACGUUUAAAAAAAAUAUUUUAAUUAAUUCCGUUGUCUCUGUGCCCAAAGAACGUUUGUAUGAGAUGAGUAUGAGUAUGAAAUAGUCUAAUGACUGCAGUUAAUUUAGGAUCUUUUGUCCUCAACUCUUUUGUAAUUCAAUGAAUGUAUAUUUAUUUCGACACUAUUAAACUUUGGACACUUGUUAUAUCCCGUG
Messenger RNA from Gadus macrocephalus (Pacific cod), 2264 nucleotides. Its product is annotated as zinc transporter ZIP1-like. Gene Ontology annotation, cellular component: plasma membrane. NCBI's taxonomy places the organism in Eukaryota, Metazoa, Chordata, Actinopteri, Gadiformes, Gadidae. Gene Ontology annotation, biological process: zinc ion transmembrane transport. The record is from RefSeq and is a predicted model, not a curated record. Gene Ontology annotation, molecular function: zinc ion transmembrane transporter activity. The transcript has 4 exons. The coding region runs from base 275 to 1279 and encodes 334 amino acids.